GCUGGGUUAGGAUGAUGUCCUGCCUUUGUUUGCAUUAAGUUGUGAGCAGCCCUUCCAGUUGAGCAGUAAACGAAGCAAUCUCCUCUCUGGGCCGCCCACUGCCCUCCUCAGCCGCCCCCCCUUUCCUGGGUGGGGGCGCCCAGCUGCUUCAGAGCCCACUGCGCAGGGGAAGGCAGACGCCUGCGCCUUCGGGUCACGGGAGUUGGGGGGUAGGAUAGGGGGCCUUGGGGCUGCGGUGGAAUCGAGUUUUGAGUCUCGGGGGCAGCGGAGGCCGAGUGAGUGGAGGGCUGGUGGCCCUUCGGACCCUCGUCCGACGCCGGCCUGUCGUCCCGGAGCCCCGCUGGCUACACGGUCAGAAGAACCUUUGGAUGGAGGGAGGGGUUGUUGGCCAAGGAAACCUUAUUGAAUCAAAGCUGGGCUCCCAUUCGAGGACCAACAGGCCUGCAGUUAAUUCCUGGUGUGAUGAGGAGGUGGGGUUUGCUGUCCUGGAUCAGAAAAGCGAGUCCCUAAGGGAGGGCCCUGGCUGCAUCAGCGAGGAGAGGGAUGGCGGCCUUACAUCCCGGCGAUAAGAAGAGGGUCCUUCCCUCCUGGAUGACAGCCCCGGGGCCUGAGAAGAGCAUCUGGGCGGUGCAGACCCCGAAGAGGAGGAGGACGAGGACAGCCCCGGCGCCGGCGGCAGCCAGACUCCCCGCAGUGAAGACGGUGUACUGCAUGAGUGAAGCCGAACUUGUCGAUGUUGCUCUGGGGGUCCUGAUCGAGAACCGACAACAGGAAAAGGCCUCGGAGCAGCGGCCCCUGGCAGGCCCUGCUGAGCCAGAGCUGUCCCCCAGCUGCUUGGAGGGGCCGGCUUCUCCCGAGAGAAGUGAGGGUGAGGACAGUGGGGAGGCCGCCCUCCCCCCAGGCCUGGGGCGGCCGCAGGGGUCUGCAGGCUGGGAGCCUGCCUGCAGCAGCAGCCCUGAAGAAGAUGAGGACGCGUUCAAGUACGUCAGGGAGAUAUUCUUCAGCUAAGGGACCGGUUCCCAGGACGCUACGGCCGGAACAGCUACCGGACCCUAGGCUUUGGCGCUGCCUGGGGACUGCGCCCAGCUCCAUGCCGUUGGGUGGCGCCAGAAGCCCUGACACUCGGCCUUGGGAAGUGAGGGAUCCGAAUGAACUGCCAUCAGAAUUCCUC
Messenger RNA from Myotis davidii, 1171 nucleotides. RefSeq names its product chromosome unknown open reading frame, human C7orf49 (gene CYREN). The transcript is spliced from 4 exons. Gene Ontology annotation, biological process: double-strand break repair via nonhomologous end joining; negative regulation of double-strand break repair via nonhomologous end joining. The coding region runs from base 544 to 1008 and encodes 154 amino acids. NCBI's taxonomy places the organism in Eukaryota, Metazoa, Chordata, Mammalia, Chiroptera, Vespertilionidae. The record is from RefSeq and is a predicted model, not a curated record. Gene Ontology annotation, cellular component: nucleus; cytoplasm.